AUCGUCUGAAAUCUCUAGAACUCAAAAUGUCCCUAUUUUUGUUUAUGUUCCUUGGAUUUAGUGUUGGGUUUUCCAGCAUUAGCUAUUCUGAAUCUGCUGGCAAUGCUUUAAAACCAAGAAAACUAGCUGGUCUUUCUCUUUGUCCAUUGAACUUUGAUGGUCUUAGAGAAAUGGUCAAGAAUAGCCCCUCGGGACUGAACCAAAAGUUUACUGAUGUACCAACAGAGUGCUUUGUUCUUCUUGAAGCAUUUCGCAUAGUUCGAUCCCAGUACCUUCGAAGCACUGGCUUUUUUACUAUGCCUCCUAACGCCUCUGAUUCUUGUUGGGAUUCAUUUCAGAUCUUCAUUAACGAACGCCUUGGAGGGUUUGACGUGAGAUCCAAUUGUGGGGUUCAAACUGGUUGGAUUUCAAAUACCUGUAUGAAUAUCUCAACUAAGGCAGAGUUUGAAGCCUUAAUUUCUGAACCCAAAUUGCAAGAAAUUAGGCAUUCAUGCAAUCAAUCCCUUGGGGACAAUUCAUCUUGCGCGUCGUGUGUAGCUAGCUUGUCAAGUAUUCAAGAGGCCUAUUUUCAUGCCACUGGAAUUGAGAAUGUCACAGAUUGUAUUGGGUACCCAUUCAUGUAUGCUGCAGCUUUUGCUAACCAGUUUGGGCCGACUGAUUUAGCGACUGCCAAGUGUUUGUUCUCCAUUGAUCUCACUUCAGCUUAUAAAAGUACCAAGAAGCACAAGACUUUGUUUGGAGGGGUUGUGAUAGGAUGUGUUAUUGGCUUCCCGGCGGCAAUUGCUGUGGUAUGGUUUCUUUGGAGAAGGCACAAGCAAAGGAGGACGAAGAAAGAACAUGUUGAUAGAAGCGCGAUAAGUUCAGCUUUAGGUUUGGGACUGAUUGGUGAAAGUAUUGGCUUGGUCAAGUUCACAAUUGAGGAAAUGAAAGAGGCUACUAGAAAUUUCUCUAGGGGGAAUCUAAUUGGAAGAGGAGGAUAUGGGAAUGUUUAUAGAGGCAUAUUAGCAGAUGGGUCUGAAGUUGCAUUGAAAAGGUUCAAAAAUUGUUCUAUUUCUGGGGAUGCAGUGUUUACGCAUGAAGUAGAGGUGAUUGCCAGUGUUAGGCAUGUUAACCUUGUUGCAUUCAGAGGGUAUUGCACGGCAACGGAUCCUCUGGAAGGGCACCAGAGAAUAAUAGUGUGUGAUUUGAUGCGUAGUGGAAGCCUCUAUGACCAUCUUUUUGGAUCACAGGAAACAAGGCUUAGUUGGCCGAUUCGUAGAAAGAUUGCACUUGGAACAGCACGCGGAUUGGCUUAUUUGCACAAUGCUGCUCAGCCAAUUAUCAUCCAUAGAGAUGUUAAAGCCAGUAACAUACUUUUGGAUGAGACAUUUGAACCAAAACUUGCAGAUUUUGGCUUGGCAAAGUUCACUCUAGAUGGAUUGUCACAUUUGAGUACUAAAGUGGCUGGAACCCUUGGUUAUGUUGCCCCGGAAUAUGCUUUGUAUGGGCAAUUAACAGAGAGAAGUGAUGUAUUCAGUUUUGGGGUAGUGCUUCUUGAGCUGUUGAGUGGGAAAAAUGCUGUUUUGUCUGUUGAUGGUGGUCAUGCUCAGCUUUUGACAGAUUGGGCCUGGUCACAAGUGAGGGAGGGUAGAGCGAUGGAUGUUAUCAAUAAAAGUAUUCCUGAGUUGGGCUCGCCUGAAGUAAUGGAAAAUUAUGUUCUGAUUGCUGUUCUGUGCACUCAUCCGCAGUUAUAUGCUAGGCCAAAUAUGGAACAGAUUGUAAAGAUACUGGAAGGUAACCAUGCUAUGGUUGCUCAGAAUCCAGAUCGCCCACUAUCCUUUAUAGCAGAAAUAAGUGAUAUUGAGAGAUCACUGACAUGUACUCGCUCGGGUUCUUCCUGUAGCUUGGUUGAUCAGCAGCUAUUUCACUUUGACAACCUGCAUGCCAGUUUGGACCACAGGGAAGAUCAGGAAGCUCCACUUGCACAUGCAUUGUAAACUACUUAGAGCUUCAUUCUUCUUUGGGUAAUUGAAGUAUUUACUUCAGCCUGGUACACUUGAGACAUCCCCCAAUUUAUCUGUAUAUUAGAGUUCUUGUUCCCAUUUUAACCAAACACAAAAGAGUCGGUUAUUUUUAAAUUGACUCUGAACUUAUAAGUUAAAUAGCUUGUUACUUUAUUUGUUGAGGUUGUGGAGGCUAAAUGACUCUUGGAUUACAUUAUGGAAAAAUUCUACCAGUCGCACUUCUUUUGGCACCGAUUGCACUUAUGAAGAAGUAGAACCGGUCGUUCUUAAGUUGGACCGGUUGCACUUUGGCAGUGAAGGUCACAACGGGAGAUCCGUGAAUUGCAAUUGGUCGCACUUUGUUGUUAUGUGCGGAAAUCAGUUCCUUAUCUGUUUUGGAUGCUUCAAAGGCUUACACUUGUUGGACAAAUUGUUUUCUAAUAUAUAUUGGAGCAACCCUAGAUGUGUCAAGACUCAAGAGUGGAAGAUGAUAUUUUGGCCGAGAGAGAGAGAGAGAGCAAGAGAGAUUGAGAGCAAAAUUUUCAUUGUAAUUCUUAAUUUUUUUUAUAGUGAAUUUGUUUGGUGUGGUCUGUGGACGUGGCUCAGGAUUGGGAUGAACCAUGCAUUUCUCGUGUUGGCUCAGGUUUAAUUUUUUUAGAUGAAAGAAUUAAGCAUCUUAAUUUAAAAAAAAAAGA
Molecule: messenger RNA, 2677 nt
Organism: Cornus florida
Lineage: Eukaryota; Viridiplantae; Streptophyta; Magnoliopsida; Cornales; Cornaceae
Product: probable LRR receptor-like serine/threonine-protein kinase RKF3
Exons: 1
Coding region: 27-1976 (649 amino acids)
Biological process (GO): protein phosphorylation
Molecular function (GO): protein kinase activity; ATP binding
Source: RefSeq, a predicted model, not a curated record